GACUCAGCGCACGGGGACGAUGGAGGAGUUGCGGGUCGGUCCCCGUUGUCCCCAAGGGAAGGUGUCACCCAGCAGCAUCCUGGCCAGUGCCCCCUCGGACAAGAACCUGGACGCUUGGCGGGAAUCAGGCUGCCGGACCACCCACUGCAACCUGGAGGUGCUGCAGGAGAGCACCCUGGUCUUUCUGGCCACAAAGCCCCAUGUCCUGCCAGACGUCCUGCAGGAGAUCCGUCCUGCUGUGGGAUCCCACCACAUCAUUGUCUCACUGGCGGCCAGCGUCACCCUCCAGACACUGCAGCGGCUUCUCCCUGCCGGGACCAAGGUGCUACGGCUGAUGCCCAACCUUCCAUGUGUGGUGCAAGCAGGGGCGAUGGUCUUUGCCCGCGGCAGCAGUGCCGGUGAUGGAGAAGCCGCUCUGCUGAAGUGCUUGCUGUCCUCCUGCGGGCUCUGCGAGGAGGUUCCUGAAUCCUACAUCAACAUCCACACUGGCCUCAGUGGCAGCGGAGUGGCCUACGUAAGAACCUGCGCUUGGUGGGAUCCGGCUCACCAGCAGGACCGGGGACACCAGCAGAAAUCCCACCUGUGUGGGGUUGGGAUUUGGGAUCCUCCUCGUUUGUCCCUGUUCAGCCCUGACACUCUUCUCCUCCAGGUCUACCUGUUUGCUGAAGCCUUGGCUGAAGGAGCGGUGAAGAUGGGCAUGCCAGGUGGCUUGGCAAGCAGGAUCGCGGCUCAGACGCUGUUGGUGAGUCAGUGCUGUUGCUUGGGGACACCCGGCAUCUCCUCUAUAGCUUCAACCAACUUGGUCACCAUGGGGUCCGUGGUACCUGGUGGGAUGGCAGAGUGAGGGAGGAGGUGCUGGAUCUCAGUUUUCCCUCUUGAAACCUAAGAUGAGAUCACCAAGAGACAGUGAAGGCCAUCGUGGUGGGAGAGAUGCUCCAGUGCCUUGUCCACCACCACAGGACUGUGGGUCUUUAUCAGUGAUCUGGAUGAGGGGAUUGACUCUCAGUUUGCCGAUGACAAAUGGGCAGGAGUCUUGAUCUACUGGAAAGCAGGAAGGCUCUACAGAGGGAUCUGGACAGACUGGAUCCAUGGGCUAGAGGACAUGAAGGUUCUGCAGAGCAAUCUGGCCAGGUUGGAUCCAUAGGCUGAAGGACAGGAAAGCUCUACAGAGGGACCUAGCCAGGUUGGAUCCAUGGGUUGCGACCAAUGGGAUGAGGUUCAACAAAGCAAUGCAUUGAGUCCUGCACUCGGGACACAAUAACCCCAUGCAGCUUCAGGCUU
Messenger RNA from Cuculus canorus (common cuckoo), 1281 nucleotides. RefSeq names its product pyrroline-5-carboxylate reductase 3 (gene PYCR3). The record is from RefSeq and is a predicted model, not a curated record. The transcript is spliced from 4 exons. Bases 20 to 844 code for a protein of 274 amino acids. Gene Ontology annotation, biological process: L-proline biosynthetic process. Gene Ontology annotation, molecular function: pyrroline-5-carboxylate reductase activity. NCBI's taxonomy places the organism in Eukaryota, Metazoa, Chordata, Aves, Cuculiformes, Cuculidae.